Micromonas commoda is the source of this 1518-nucleotide messenger RNA. RefSeq lists its product with no specific name. Gene Ontology annotation, biological process: tRNA methylation. The record is from RefSeq and is a predicted model, not a curated record. Lineage: Eukaryota; Viridiplantae; Chlorophyta; Mamiellophyceae; Mamiellales; Mamiellaceae. Bases 1 to 1518 code for a protein of 505 amino acids. The transcript has a single exon.
AUGGCGGGCGCGGCGGAAGGCGCGCCGCCCGCCGGCGAUUCCGAUCCCACUGAACCGCCGCGAUGCACGCACGUCAUCGUCAAGCGCGGCAAGACCAAGACGUGCCGGCAGUACGCCAAGCCCGGCACGUCCCCGCCCAUCUGUGGCAACCACCUUCACGCCGUCCACCCCUCCGACAGGAUCCCGUGCGAGCACUGCGGGACGCCGGUGCUGACGCGCGAGAUGAAGAAGCACGUGGGUAAGUGUCCGGCGUACCUUAGAGUCGCGGAUGCCGAGUCCAUGCCGUACUUCGCGCGCGAUGCCAACCUCGGAAGCGACGAUGAGAACGUCGGUGCCGAGCCAUCGUCGUCGUCGCUUCCGGAAAACGAGGCGGUGCGCCUUCCCCGCGGCGAGGAGCUGAGGGCGCUGGUGGCCAAGGUCCGGCGCGCGUGCUCCGAUGCGGGCAUCGACGCGAACACGCCGACGCUAGAGCCGAUGUCUGACGCGAGGUGCGAUGCCGCGGUCGCGAGGCUCGCGGCGGCGGCGGCGCGCGCGAGCGGCGGCGGCGGGGGCGUCGGCGGCCGAGCGACUCGCAUCGCCCCGUUCAACCCAAGGCACGCGCGGCAGCAGGCAUCCAUCGUCUCGCACAUGGCCGCGGCCGGCCUCGUCCGGGUUCGAUCUUCCGACGUUCCUCACGACGACGCGAGUCGUUCGCCCGCGUACGUCGAGCUCGGAGCGGGACGGGGGUACCUGUCCCACUUCCUGAUGGACGCGUACGGUCCCAACGACCUCGUGUUGGUGGAGCGGCGAGCGUACAGGUUCAAAGCCGAGCGAAACAUACGGGGAGGAACGAGCGUGGGAGGGGGAAGGGCGGGCACCUCCGGGGACGGGUCGGCACCCGCGUCGGCACCCGGUGCGUCACCCGGGACGAAGGUCGAGCGCCUUCGCGUGGACAUCAAGGACCUCGACAUCGCCGGAGUCGAAGCCGUCAAGGGCCGCGACGUGGUCGUCACCGGGAAACACCUCUGCGGUUCCGCGACCGACCUGGCGCUGCGAUGUUGCCUGGCGAACACGAACGGUGGAUGCGAUGGAGACAAAUCGUCGGCGGCGGCGUGUCGCGUCACCGGCGUCGCGCUGGCCACGUGCUGUCACCACAGAAGCGAUUGGCGAUCCUACGUCAAUAAGCCGUUUUUGCGCGAUUUGGGAUUCGGCAGGGACGAUUUUCCGAGGCUCGCAAGGAUGUCUUCGUGGGCGUGCGACGGCGCCGCGCCGGGCGUCGGCAGUGUCAAGCGCCCGCGUUCGCCCACGGGCGACGUGGACGAGGACGAGCAUCAACAACCGAUCGAAGAGGCGGACGACGGGGAGAUGUCAAAGGCCGAAAAGCACGAAAUCGGAGGGAUGAUCAAGACGCUCAUAGACGUCGGCCGGUUGCGGUGGCUCAACGAACGGGGCUUAUCGGGACGUCUGGUAGGGUACGUGGACACGGGAGUGUCCCCGGAGAAUAGGCUCAUCGUGGUAUCGCGCGGUGAGGGUAGAUAG